Molecule: messenger RNA, 1994 nt
Organism: Hyla sarda
Lineage: Eukaryota; Metazoa; Chordata; Amphibia; Anura; Hylidae
Gene: ATP6V1H
Product: ATPase H+ transporting V1 subunit H
Exons: 15
Coding region: 246-1685 (479 amino acids)
Biological process (GO): proton transmembrane transport
Cellular component (GO): vacuolar proton-transporting V-type ATPase, V1 domain; lysosomal membrane
Molecular function (GO): proton-transporting ATPase activity, rotational mechanism
Source: RefSeq, a predicted model, not a curated record
CGCUUUUACCAACUUCCGGGCUCCAGUCACCUGACCCAGUUCCCGUCACAUGACCGUGUUGCACUUGUCAGCUGUGUGUCUAUGCAGAGAGGUCACGGGGAGCGGUGUAGGAUUGCGCUAUCUGUCCGCUCCGGUACCGAGCCCGUAGAGGAGGACACAUUUAUCUCUACCAAGUUCUCCCUCACCAGCAUUGCACAAUCCAGAGACUCCUGUUUGUUACUUGUUAAAGGAACAGAAACGUGAAGAUGGACAUCCGAGGCGCUGUAGAUGCUGCUGUUCCAACAAACAUUAUUGCAGCCAAGGCUGCCGAGGUUCGCGCUAACAAAGUGAACUGGCAGUCGUAUCUACAAGGUCAGAUGAUUUCAGGAGAAGACUGUGAAUUUAUCCUGAGGUUUGAAAAGUCCAGUUCGGAGGAGAAAAAAGCCAUAUUAACCAAUGAAGGCAAUCAGUGCGCUAAAACCUUCAUCAACUUGAUGACGCACAUCUCCAAGGAGCAAACAGUACAGUACAUUUUAACUAUGGUCGAUGAUAUGCUACAGGAAAAUCAUCAGCGCGUCAGUAUAUUUUUUGACUACGCCCGCCGUGGGAAAAACACAGCAUGGUCCUACUUUUUACCAAUGUUAAAUCGCCAGGAUCUGUUUACUGUCCAUAUGGCCGCACGUAUAAUUGCUAAAUUGGCAGCCUGGGGAAGAGAAUUGAUGGAAGGCAGUGAUCUGAAUUACUACUUCAACUGGAUUAAAACUCAGCUGAGCUCACAGAAAUUACGAGGAAGUGGAGGAGCUAUGGAAACGGGAACAGUUUCUCCAAGUGAUAGCUCCCAGUACGUGCAGUGUGUUGCUGGAUGCCUUCAGCUGAUGCUUAGGGUUAAUGAGUAUCGUUUCGCGUGGGUGGAAGCAGAUGGUGUCAACUGUAUAAUGUCUGUACUGAGUAACAAAUGUGGAUUCCAGCUUCAGUAUCAAAUGAUCUUCUCCAUCUGGCUGCUUGCCUUCAGUCCACAAAUGUGUGAAUACCUGAGAAGGUAUAACAUUGUGCCAGUGUUGUCUGAUAUCCUCCAAGAGUCAGUGAAAGAGAAAGUGACAAGAAUCAUCCUUGCCGCUUUCAAGAACCUGCUAGAAAAAUCUACUGAAAGAGAAAGCCGUCAGGAGUAUGCAUUAGCCAUGAUCCAGUGCAAAGUUCUGAAGCAACUGGAAAACUUGGAGCAGCAGAAAUAUGAUGAUGAGGAUAUAGUUGAAGAUAUCAAAUUCCUUUUGGAAAAACUGGGAGAAAGUGUGCAAGACUUAAGCUCCUUUGAUGAGUACAGUUCUGAGCUGAAGUCUGGAAGAUUGGAAUGGAGCCCAGUGCACAAAUCUGAGAAGUUUUGGAGAGAGAACGCUGCAAGACUAAACGAAAAAAACUACGAGCUCUUGAAAAUACUAACAAAGCUUCUGGAAGUCUCCGAUGACCCACAGGUCCUUGCAGUGGCUGCUCAUGAUGUCGGAGAAUAUGUACGACAUUACCCAAGAGGAAAGAGGGUGAUUGAGCAGUUGGGUGGGAAGCAGCUAGUAAUGAACCACAUGCAUCAUGAAGACCAACAGGUUCGCUACAAUGCUUUGCUGGCAGUGCAGAAAUUGAUGGUCCAUAAUUGGGAAUAUCUGGGAAAACAGCUGCAAUCAGAACAACCCCCAGCAGUGACAGCCAGAAGUUAAAUAUAUCAUUGAUGUGCGGGCGCGUACACGCUUUGCUACUGUAUCUCCAAUCCAUAUUAUCUUGUUUGGUUGUUUUUUUUAUUUUUAUUUCUGUGUUGUUUGUACUCCUUGCCCACUAAAAUCCAUGUUUUAAUGAAGUAUAAAUGUGAAACAGUUUUUCAUGUGUUGCAAUUCACCACGACAUGGUAUCUGAAAGGACUACGCGGCGGUUUUAGCAGGCUUUAGGUACGGAAUUGAAGAGGAGUGAUCAGUAUGUAGUCUGGCUAAUUUAUUACAUAAAAAUACAAUUAAAUGAUACAUUCCGAAAAC